AUGGAGAGCGGGGGCCCCAAGGUGCUGGAGACAGCAGAGGAGAUCCAGGAGCGGCGCCAGGAGGUGCUGGGCCGGUAUCAGAGAUUCAAGGACCUAGUGGCUGAGCGAGGCCAGAAGCUGGAAGAGUCCUACCACUACCAGGUUUUCAGGAGAGAUGCCGAUGACCUGGAGAAGUGGAUCCUGGAGAAGCUAAAAGUCUUGGAAGAUAAGAGUUAUGAAGAUCCCACCAACAUUCAGGGAAAAUACCAGAAGCAUGAAGCCUUGGAGGCUGAAGUGCAGGCCAAGUCGAGGGUCCUGCCUGAGCUUGAGGAGAUCCGGUCACUCCGCUUUGCUGAGGGGCACUUUGCUCAUGAGGAUACCAAGGUGCACUUGGAGGAACUGUGCCGCCUGUGGGACUUCCUGCUGGAGCUGUUGCAGAAGAGGGGGGCCCAUCUGCUUCGGGUUCUGCGGCUCCAGCGCUUCCUGCAAGAAUGUGCUGAUAUCCUGGAAUGGGUGGCAGACAAGGAGGCCAUCGUGACAUCGGUGGAACUUGGGGAGGACUGGGAGCGCACAGAGCUUCUACACAAGAAGUUUGAGGAGUUCCAAGUGGACCUGGGAGCACGCAAGGGUCGAGUAGAUGGGGUGAACCAGUAUGCCAAUGAGUGUGCUCAGGAGAACCACCCAGAGCUGCCGCUAAUCAGGGAGAAGCAGGCUGAGGUGAAUGCUGCCUGGGACCGUCUCCACGACCUGGCGCUUCAGCGGCGGAAGACCCUGUCCAAUGCGGCAGACCUCCAGCGAUUCAAAAGGGACGUGAAGGAGGCCAGACAGUGGAUGCAGGAGAAGGAGCCACUACUCAGGUCUGAGGACUAUGGCAAGGAUCUGGUGAGCGCCGAAUCACUGUUCCACAGUCACAAGGGUCUGGAGCGCAGCCUGGCAGUCAUGGACGACAAGGUGAAAGAGCUGUGUGCCAAAGCUGACAAGCUGUCACGCUUGCACCCCUCGGAGGCUGCCCACAUCCAGCAGAUGAAGGAGGAGCUGAUGGCUGGCUGGCAACAACUGCGGGACCUGGCCACACACAGACAUGCUCAGCUGCAGGCAUCCUACUGGUACCAGCGGUUCCUGUCAGACUAUGAGGAGCUUUCAGGCUGGAUGAGGGAGAAGACAGCUCUGAUCAACGCUGAUGAGCUGCCCACUGAUGUGGCUGGUGGGGAAGCCCUGUUGGACAGGCACCAGCAGCACAAGCAUGAGCUGGACUCUUACAAUGACCGAUUUCAAUCUGCGGAAGAGACUGCCCAGGCCCUGCUGGACACUGGUCAUGAAGCAUCUGAGAAAGUUCAGGAGAAGAUGUUUGAUCUUGCCAGCAAUUGGGCAGCUCUGUUGGAGCUGUGGGAGAAACGGCAGCAGCAAUACCGGCAGUGCCUGGACCUGCAUCUCUUCUACCGUGACAGUGAGCAAGUAGACAGCUGGAUGAGCAGGCAGGAGGCCUUCCUGGACAACGAAGAGCUGGGCAACUCAGUAGGCACCGUGGAGGCUCUCUGCUUGAAGCACGCAGACUUUGAGAAGGCUUUCUCUGCACAGGAGGCAAAGAUCAUGACCAUGGAUGAGACAGCAAACAAGCUGAUAGAUAAUGGCCACUAUGAUGCAGAGAAAAUCGCUGACAUCCGGGACCGGCUGCUAGCUCGGCGAGACACCUUGCGGAAUAGAGCGGCCACCCGACGUGAAAAGCUGGAAGCUUCGCUACUCCUGCAGAAAUUCUAUCAGGACUCAGAUGACUUGAAGAAUUGGAUCAACAAGAAAAAAAAGCUGGCAGAUGAGGAAGACUACAAGGAAACACAGAACUUAAAGAGCCGUGUCCAGAAGCAACAGGUGUUUGAGGAGGAGCUGGCAGACAAUGAGAAGCUUCUCCACAGCUUAGAGCAGACAGGCCAGGAGAUGAUCGAGACAGGCCACUAUGCCUCUCCCCAGGUGGCUGCACGUGUGGAGGAGGUCCAGGGGCUCUGGAAAGAGCUGUUAGAGGCCACAGCACAGAGAGGGACCCAGCUGUAUGAUGCCAACCAGCAGCUGCAAUUUGAGAACAAUGAGGAGGAUCUUCUGCGCUGGCUAGAGGAGGUGGAAUGGCAGGCGGCUUCCGACGACUAUGGGAAAGGCUUGGCUGAUGUGCAGAACCUGCUGAGGAAACAUGGCCUACUAGAAACGGCCCUAGGAAACCGCCAGGGCCAGAUGAACACCCUCACAGACCUGGCGGCAUACUUUGAGGAAACAGGCCACCCUGAUGCCGGGGACAUCCGGGCACGGCAGCAGUCCCUGGCAUCUCGGUUCGAGGCUCUGAAGGAGCCACUGGCUGCCCGCAAGAAGCGACUCACAGAUCUGCUGCGUUUGCAGCAGAUCUGCAGAGACACGGAAGACGAAGAGGCCUGGAUCCAGGAGACUGAGCCCUCAGCUGCCUCCACCCAACUGGGCAAGGAUCUGAUCGCCUCCAAGAAUCUUCUCAACAGGCACCAGGUCAUCCAGGAUGACAUUGAGAGCCACAGGCCACGCAUCCAGGCUAUCACAGACCGGGGGACCAGGAUGGUAGAGGAAGGACACUUUGCAGCAGAUGAUGUGGUGUCCCGGGUUCAGAGUUUGAAUGAGAAUAUGGAGUCUCUUCAGGCCCGGGCAGCACGGCGUCAGAAAGAUCUGGAGGGCAACGUCCAGUUCCAGCAGUACCUGGCUGACCUGCAUGAGGCUGAGGCAUGGAUUCGAGAGAAGGAACCUAUUGUGAACAACACCAACUAUGGAGCAGACGAGGAGGCUGCUGGGGCUCUUCUGAAGAAGCACGAGGCCUUCCUGAUAGACCUCACUGCCUUUGGGAAUAGCAUUCAGGCUCUUCGGGAGCAGGCCAAUGCCUGCCAGAAGCAGCAGGCUACGCCAGUGGAAGGUGCCGCCCGUGAGGAGAGGGUUGUGGCUCUGUACGACUUUCAGGCCCGCAGCCCCCGAGAGGUGACCAUGAAGAAGGAUGACGUCCUAAUUCUGCUCAGCUCCAUCAACAAGGACUGGUGGAAGGUAGAGGCCGAUGACCACCAAGGCUUUGUGCCCGCCGUGUAUGUCAGAAAGUUGGCCCAUGAUGAGCUCCCCUCACUCCCACAGCGGCGACGGGAAGAGGUCGGGAGCAUCACUCAGCGCCAGGAGCAGAUCGAGGACCAGUACCACUCCCUCCUGGACCAAGCAGAGGACCGCCGGCGCCAUCUGCUGCAACGGUACAAGGAGUUUCUGCUGGCCUAUGAGGCUGGGGACAUGUUGGACUGGAUCCGAGAGAAAAGGGCUGAACACAGCGGGGUGGAACUGGAUGAUGUCUGGGAGUUGCAGAAGAAGUUUGAUGAAUUCCAGAUGGAUCUGAAAACAAAUGAGCCUCGACUGAGGGACAUCAACCAAGUGGCAGAUGAUCUUCUGUAUGAAAAACUUCUAACACCACAAGGAGCUCAAAUCCAGCAGGAGCUGAAUUCCCGCUGGGGCUCCCUGCAGAGGCUCGCUGAGGAGCAGCGCCAACUGCUGGGUAGUGCCCAUGCUGUCGAGAUGUUCCACAGAGAAGCAGAUGACACAAAGGAGCAGAUAGAGAAGAAGUGUCAGGCCCUGAGUGCAGCUGACCCUGGCUCAGAUCUGCUAAGUGUGCAAGCCCUUCAGCGGCAACAUGAAGGCUUCGAGAGGGACCUGCUUCCUUUAGGGGAGAAGGUGACUGUACUAGGGGAGACAGCAGAGCGGCUCAUUGAGUCCCAUCCAGAUGCCAUUGAGGACUUGCAGAGACAGCGGGUAGAACUGAAUGAAGCCUGGAGUGACUUGUUGGGACUCACAGAGGAUCGAAAGGAGAGCCUGAGUGAGGCCCAGAAGUUCUACCUGUUCCUCAGCAAGGCCAGGGACCUGGAGAACUGGAUUAGUGGCAUCGGGGGCCUGGUGUCCUCACAGGAGCUGGCUGAUGAUCUCACGGGCACUGAGAUUCUGAUAGAGAGGCACCAGGACCAUCACGCUGACAUGGAGGCCGAGGGCCCUUCCUUCCAGGCCUUGGAAGACUUUGGUGCAAAACUUAUAGAUGAUGGGCACCGGGCCAGCCCUGACAUUGAGGACAAGCUUCAGGCUGUCCGCACUGGGAGAGAUGGUUUGGAGGAAGCUUGGGAAAAACGCAAGAGAAUGCUGGAUCAGUGUCUGGAGUUGCAGUUGUUCCAAGGGAAAUGUGACCAGGCUGAGAGCUGGAUGGUGGCCAGGGAGAAUGCCCUGAGGGCUGAUGACAAGGACUCACUGGACAGCCUGGAGGCUCUGAUGAAGAAACGUGAUGAUUUAGACAAGGCCAUGGCUGCCCAGGAGGAGAAGAUGGUGGAGCUCCAGAACACUGCUGAGUGGCUCAUCUCCAAUGACCACUAUGCUCAGGAUGUGAUUGCUGCCCGCUUGCAGCGGCUCCUGGACAGGUGGAGGGCUCUCAAGGUACAGUUGGCUGCUGAACGAACCAAAUUGGGGGACUAUGCAGAUCUGAAACAGUUUUACCGGGAUCUUGAAGAGUUGAAAGAGUGGAUCAGUGAGAAGCUGCCCACAGCCUGUGAUGAGUCCUACAAAGACCCCACCAACAUCCAGAGAAAGUACCUGAAGCACCAGACCUUUGAGAAUGAGGUCCAUGGCCGGGCUGAGCAGGUGGAAGGACUCCUAAACUUGGGAAACUCACUGAUUGAGCGGAGGGCAUGUGAUGGCCAGGAGGAUACUGUGAAGGGGCAGUUGGAGGAAUUGGAGAAAGAAUGGGACUACCUUCUGGAAAGAACCAUUGACAAAGGGCAAAAACUCAACGAGGCCAGCAGGCAGCAGAGAUUCAACACGGGUGUUCGGGAUUUUGAAUUCUGGCUGUCAGAGGCAGAAACCCUGCUGGCUAUGAAGGACCAGGCCAGGGACUUGGCUUCAGCAGGAAACCUGCUCAAGAAGCAUCAGCUCCUAGAGACAGAGAUGUUGGCCAGACAGGAUGCACUCAAGGACCUAAAUGAGCUGGCUGCUGAGCUGCUUUCCAGUGGGACCUUCAAUACUGAGCAGAUUGUGGAGAAGAGGGACACAGUAAAUCAGCGUCUCCUGAAUGUACAAGACCUGGCCUCUGCUCACCAUGAGAAGCUGAAGGAGGCCCAUGCUCUAUUCCAGUUCUUUCAGGAUCUGGAUGAUGAGGAGGCCUGGAUAGAAGAGAAGCUUGUGCGUAUGAGCUCCCAGGACUUUGGACGAGAUCUUCAGGGUGUCCAGAACUUACUCAAGAAACACCGGCGCCUGGAAGGAGAGUUGGUGGCCCACGAGCCUGCCAUCCAGAAUGUGUUGGACAUGGCUGAAAAGUUGGGGGACAAGGCUGCCAUGGGCCGAGAACAGAUCCACGAGCGACUGGCUCAGUUCGUGCGUCACUGGGAGGAUCUUCAAGAGCUGGCGAAGGUUCGUGGUCAGCGACUGGCUGAGUCCUUGGAGUUCCUUCAGUUCAUGGAGACUGCAGAGGAGGAGGAGGCCUGGCUCAGCGAGAAGGAGGCCACGGUGGGCCGUGGUGAUUCCGGGGACACAUUGGCUGCUACAAAGAGUUUACUGAAGAAGCACGAAGCCUUGGAGAAUGACUUCGCUGUCCAUGAGACCCGUGUACAGAGUGUCUGCACCCAAGGAGAGGACAUCCUGAGGAAGGACAAUCAGAAUCAGGACAAGAUUUCUACUAAGAUACAGGCUCUGAAGGCCAAGGCUCCUGCUCUGUCCCAGGCUCUAAGGGCCUGGAAAAUGCAACUAGAUGACGACUAUGCCUUUCAGCACUUCAACUGGAAGGCAGAUGUAGUAGAGGCCUGGAUUGCUGAGAAGGAGGCCAGUCUGAAGAUGGAGGGCAACGGCACAGAUCUGACUACCUUCCUCAACCUCCUGGCAAAGCAGGACACACUGGAUGCCAGCAUACAGAGCUUUCAGCAGGAGAGGCUGUCUGAGAUAACAGACCUAAAGAAUGGACUGGUGUCUGCUCAGCACAAUCAGGCCAAAGCCAUUGAGGAGCGCCAUGCUGCUCUUCUGCAGAGCUGGGAAAAACUGGUGGCAGCCUCAGCUGUCCACAGACAGAAGCUGCUGGACAGGCAAUUGCCCUUGCAGAAGGCUGAGGAACUCUUCAUGGAAUUUGCACACAAGGCCUCGGCUUUCAACAACUGGUGUGAGAAUGCGGAGGAGGACCUUAGUGAGCCUGUGCACUGUAUCUCCCUAAAUGAGAUCCGGAAGCUGCAGAAGGACCAUGAGGCUUUCCUGGCCUCCCUGGCAGGGGCCCAGGCUGACUUCAACCACCUACUGGAGCUAGAUCAGCAGAUUAAGGCCCUGGGGGUGUCUUCUAGUCCUUAUACCUGGUUAACCGUGGAGGUGCUGGAGAAGAUGUGGAAACACCUCCCCGACAUCAUCAAGGAACGGGAGCAGGAGUUGCAAAAGGAAGAGGCCAGACAGGUGAAAAACUUCGAGAUGUGCCAGGAGUUUGAACAGAAUGCUAGUGCAUUCCUUCAGUGGGUCCUGGAGACCAGGGCCUAUUUCCUGGACGGGUCUUUGCUCAAAGAAACAGGAACUCUGGAAUCUCAAUUGGAAGCCAAUAAAAGGAAGCAGAAAGAGAUCCAGGCAAUGAAGCGUCAGCUGACAAAGAUCGAGGACUUGGGGGACAGCCUAGAAGAGGCUUUGGUACUGGACCUCAAGUACAGCACCAUUGGCCUGGCCCAGCAGUGGGACCAGUUACAUCAGCUGGGGGUGCGGAUGCAGCACAACCUUGAACAGCAGAUCCAGGCCAAGGACACCAUUGGUGUGAGUGAGGAGACCCUGAAGGAAUUCAGCACAACCUACAAACACUUUGAUGAAAACCUGACUGGGCACCUGACUCACAAAGAUUUCCGCUCCUGCCUGAGAGGCCUCAACUACUAUCUGCCCAUGGUGGAAGAGGGUGAGCCUGAGCCCAAGUUUGAGAAGUUCCUGGAUGCCGUGGAUCCUGGGAGGAAAGGCUACAUCUCAUUGGAGGACUAUACGGCCUUCCUGAUUGACAAGGAGUCAGAAAACAUCAAGUCCAGUGAUGAGAUUGAGAGUGGGUUCCAAGCCCUAGCAGAGGGCAAAUCAUAUAUCACCAAGGAGGACAUGAAGCAGGCUCUGACCCCGGAGCAGGUGGCCUUCUGUGCUUCACACAUGCAGCAGUAUGUGGACCCUCGGGGCCGAGGCCACGCAGCUGGCUACGACUAUGUGGGCUUCACCAAUUCCUACUUUGGGAAUUGA
Messenger RNA from Suncus etruscus (white-toothed pygmy shrew), 7224 nucleotides. It is a transcript of the gene SPTA1, whose product is annotated as spectrin alpha, erythrocytic 1. Gene Ontology annotation, cellular component: cortical actin cytoskeleton; cell projection; plasma membrane. Bases 1 to 7224 code for a protein of 2407 amino acids. The transcript has 51 exons. Lineage: Eukaryota; Metazoa; Chordata; Mammalia; Eulipotyphla; Soricidae. Gene Ontology annotation, biological process: actin cytoskeleton organization; regulation of DNA-templated transcription. Gene Ontology annotation, molecular function: calcium ion binding; sequence-specific DNA binding; actin filament binding. The record is from RefSeq and is a predicted model, not a curated record.